CCAAAAAAAAAAACAAAAAAAAAAACAACACCAAGUGAACUCGAACCAGAGGUAGAGGGUUCCUCGAUGAAGAGGUAUAUCAAGAUGAAAAAUUUGAAGUGUUUGAUCAAAUUUUAUGCUGAAGUCUGCUUCCAUGGCGGCUCUAUAUCGUCAAUGGCAACCUCCCGUAGCCUUUACAGAACUAAAACCGUUCCAUGUAGCAGCCCACCAAAAUGACGCAGAAGAGCUCUUCCUCUGCCCAUACUUUUCGGUGGAGUUAUGAUGUUUUCUUAAGUUUUAGAGGUGAGGACGUACGCAAAACAUUUGUUGACCAUCUCUAUGUUGCUCUACAGCAAAAGGGUAUUCAUACCUUCAAAGAUGAUGAGAAUCUAGAGAAAGGCAAGUCCAUUUCACCUGAUCUUAUGAGAGCAAUUGAAGAGUCGCGCAUAGCUUUGAUUAUAUUCUCCAGAAACUAUGCUAAUUCGAUAUGGUGCUUAGAUGAAUUAGUGAAGAUCAUGGAAUGCAAGAACUUGAAUGGACAAAUUGUGUUUCCGGUCUUCUACGAUGUAGAUCCAUCAACAGUGAGGAAACAAAAGUCAAGCUUUGGAGAAGCAUUUAGCAGUCAUGAAGCCCAUGGCUGUUUCAAGUUGCAAAAAUGGAGGGCGGCAUUGGAGGAAGCUGCUAAUUUAUCUGGCUGCGAUUUGCCAAAUACUGCUAAUGCGCAUGAAGCUAAAGUCAUAAAGCAAAUUGUGGAAGAUAUACUGGCUAAAUUGGGUGGUCAGAGGCAUGCAAUCAAUGCUGAAAAUCUUGUUGGAAUGGAGUCACAAAUGCAGAAAGUGUAUAAAAUGCUUGGCAUCGGUUUUGGAGGAGUUCACUUCGUUGGAAUAUUUGGAAUGAGCGGAGUGGGAAAGACAACUUUAGCGAGAGUCAUUUAUGAUAACAUUUCAAGUCAAUUUGAGGGUGCUUGUUUUCUUCAUGAGGUUAGAGACCGUUCAGAAAAACAAGGCCUAGCGCGAUUGCAAGAGAUACUUCUUUCCAAGAUCCUUGUCAUAAAAGAUCUAAGGAUCAACAAUUUAUUUGAAGGAGUUAAUAUGCAUAGACAUAGAUUACGGUACAAAAAGGUUCUUCUUGUUCUUGAUGAUGUUGAUCACAUAGAUCAGUUAGAGGUUUUAGCUCAGAAGCGUGAAUGGUUUGGUUCUGGAAGUAGAAUCAUCAUAACAACUAAAGACAAACACUUGCUUGUUAAGCAUGAUGUGGAAAAGAUAUACAAAAUGAGAACAUUAAGUGACGAUGAAAGUCUAGAACUAUUUAAACAAUAUGCUUUCAAGAAGAACCAUCCUACCAAGAAAUUUGAGGAUCUCUCAGCUCAAGUGAUAAAGUAUACUGCUGGACUCCCCUUGGCUCUGAAGGUCCUGGGCAGUUUCUUGUAUGGAAGAGAUUUGGCUGAAUGGAGAAGUGAAGUGGAACGAUUGAAACAAAUCCCGGAAGAUGAAAUUUUGAGGAAACUCGAACCAAGUUUCACUGGACUCAAAAGUAUCGAUCAAAAGAUAUUCUUAGACAUUGCGUGUUUCUUUACAGGGAAAAAGAAAGAUUCAGUGACUAGAGUUCUUGAGAGUUUUAAUUUUAGCCCUAUUAUUGGCAUAAAAGUUCUUAUGGAGAAAUCUUUGAUUACUAUUUCAGAAGGUAGGAUUUUAAUGCACCAAUUGAUACAAGAAAUGGGAUGGCACAUUGUUCGUCGAGAAGCUUUCGAUUAUCCAAGAAGAUAUAGUAGGUUAUGGAAGUCUGAAGAUAUUUCUCAUGUACUUGCAAGAAAUAUGGGCACAGAAAAGAUCGAAGGCAUAUCUCUGAACUUGAGAAAGAUGCUCACAGAUAUUUCUCAUGCACUUGAAAGAAAUUUGGGCACAGAGAAGAUCAAAGGGAUACCAUUAAACUUGACCAAUGUCAAAGAAGUGAAUGUUAGUGCAACAGCCUUCAUGCCGAUGACCAGACUGAGGUUUCUCAAAAUCAAGAAUGCAUAUGUUUCUCAGAGUCCUGAUAUUCUUCCUAGUGAGUUGAGCUGGCUUUCUUGGCACGGAUAUCCUUCAAAAAGUCUUCCAAUUAGCUUUCAGGGAGAACGACUCGUUAGUUUGAAGUUAAAAAAUAGUCGCAUCAUACAACUUUGGAAAGGCUCCAAGGUUCUAGGACAACUGAAGUACAUCAACCUUAGCCAUUCACAUAAGCUAAUAAGGACUCCAGAUUUUUCGGGUACCCCUAAUCUUGAAAGGUUGGUUCUUGAAGAGUGCACAAGUUUGGUAGAAAUCAAUUUUUCUGUUGGAGAUCUCAAAAAGCUAGUCUUGCUCAAGUUGAAGAACUGCAUCAAUUUAAAGACCCUGCCAAAGAGUAUUCAAUUGGAAAAUCUUGACGUUCUUAUUCUAUCAGGCUGCUCAAAGCUAAAAGUAUUCCCAGAAAUAGAAGAGGAAAUGAAUCGUUUAUCAGAACUAUAUUUGGAAGCGACUGCUUUUAGUGAACUACCCGCAUCAGUUGAGAAACUAUCAGGAGUUAAAGUGAUAAAUCUAAGCUCAUGCAAGAAUCUUGAGAGUCUUCCAAAUAGUAUUGUUAGGUUGAAAUAUCUUAAAGAACUUAAUGUGUCCAAAUGCUCAAAACUUAAAAGUUUACCAGAUGACUUGGGUUCUUUAGUCAGUUUGGAGGGGCUCCAUUGUGAUGACACACCGAUCCAAAUGAUACCCUCCACCAUUUCCCUUCUAAAGAACCUUAAGCACUUAUCUCUCCGUCAAUGUAAUGCUUUAGGUUUGCACGUAAGGAGUUCAAUCUCAAGAGAAUCUAUGGGACUAGUUUUCUCUAAUUUAUCAGGUCUUUGUUCAUUGACAAUGCUGGAUAUAGGUGGCUGCAGCAUUUCAGAUGGAGGCAUCCUAUGUAAUCUUGGGUUCUUACCAUCUUUGGCGGAAUUGAAUCUUGGUGGUAACACAUUUACUAAUAUCUCAGCUUCAAGCAUCAGUGGUCUGACUCGACUAAAGGUUCUUCAAUUGGUUGGCUGUAGUAGGCUUGAACAUUUCCCAGAGCUUCCUCGAGCUAUAGAAGAGGUGCAUGCUGAUGAGUGUAUAUCUUUGAAGAGUAUCCAUCAAUUAGCAAAAUAUCCAACAUUGCGCCGACUUUCACUUAGCCAAUGUCAUCAGCUUCAUGAUACUGACAUGGUUGAUGCAUUAUGGAGCAACAUGCUCAAGGGACUAUACGUGCUACGAAAUGAUCUCAGCAUUUGCAUCCCUGGAUCGCAGAUUCCUAUGUGGUUUACAUACAAGAACUUUGGGGAAAAUGUUACACUGACUCUUGCCAAUAAUUGGUACACUGAUAACCUCUGGGGUUUUGCUUUCUGUAUUGUUUUUGAACGUAUGGAAUGGUGCGGUCUAUAUGAUGGUUACCUACAACCAUCACUUGGAUUUCCAGUUAACCUUAAAUUCAAAACAUAUGAUGGUAAGGAAGGCGAUAUACGUAGCAUUAUUGGCAUAAAAGGAGGUGAUAUGUCAAUUCGGAACUCAGAGCACACUCUCCUUGCCUACGUACCAUCUCGUCGUUUUCUGCAACCUUACAAUAACGAGGUUUACAGUCCCAACGACUGGAUAGAAAUUGUGGCUUAUUCUACAGUACAAUUCGACAGCAAAGCUUGGGGAACGCGUCUUGUGUACUUGGACGAUAUUAUUGAAGCAUGAGCAAGUAGAGAGAUUCACUUGGAGAAACAAGUAAUGAAUAUUUUCAAGAGAACUUUAUGAAGGAAUUGUAUAUAUCAUACUUUUGAGGCCUCCUCAGGCGUUAGCCCCUUCUGUGUAUUUUAUAAAUAAGUGACCUUUGUUAGGAUCGAAAUAACCAGGUAUCAUGCAGAAUCUAGUAAUGCAAACCUUGAAUGACGAUAAAUCAGACAACAAAAGAGAAAUAUACCAAAAGAGCCAAAAACAUAUAACGUGAUUCGGUCAA
Nicotiana tabacum (common tobacco) is the source of this 3945-nucleotide messenger RNA. Its product is annotated as TMV resistance protein N. The record is from RefSeq and is a predicted model, not a curated record. Gene Ontology annotation, molecular function: peptidyl-prolyl cis-trans isomerase activity; ADP binding. NCBI's taxonomy places the organism in Eukaryota, Viridiplantae, Streptophyta, Magnoliopsida, Solanales, Solanaceae. Gene Ontology annotation, biological process: defense response; signal transduction.